Molecule: messenger RNA, 2727 nt
Organism: Penicilliopsis zonata CBS 506.65
Lineage: Eukaryota; Fungi; Ascomycota; Eurotiomycetes; Eurotiales; Aspergillaceae
Exons: 4
Coding region: 141-2702 (853 amino acids)
Biological process (GO): ERAD pathway
Cellular component (GO): endoplasmic reticulum membrane
Molecular function (GO): protein binding
Source: RefSeq, a predicted model, not a curated record
CGACUCACGACUCACUACUCUGGCAAGGGCAGAUCCGUCGAGCGCUCCCACCCAUCGGUUUGAGAGACUGGUCCAGGAGAUGACCAGGGCGCCAUGUGCCUUUUAUUACUCGUGAAUGAUCUGAAGUUUACCCUCGCACUAUGAGAACGUCGUCGUUCCAGCGGUUCCUCCCGCUGGCGCUCUUGCUGGUGCAGGCGCUUGCGAUCGACUCUAACGGCCAUCUCGACGAUGCGAAGGUGCUGGACGAUGUUACUGCCGAGCCGCUACAAGCUGGAGAUGGAUCAGGGUCGCGUGUGUACGAGCAGGCCGAUGCCUUGCCUGGAAGUGAGCUCGUUGAGUCUGCGCUUCGAACGCUCCGGGAGGCCAAGGUGGUUGCGGUCGUUCAGGCCGAGAAGCCAUCUGGCCUUCUGGGGAACGCCCUCUAUUAUGGAUACAAGGCCCUCCGGGUUUUGUUCCUGAACAACCCACACGCGAAAUCGACAGAACCGAAACUCGAUCCCCAGGUCGCCCGCGCGGUGCAGAAGCUUCGGACAGCAGCCGAAGAGGAUCUGAAUCCCGACGCGAUGUUUCUCCUGGCAGAGAUGAACUUUUACGGCAACUUCACCCAUCCGAGGGACUUCAGACAGGCGUUUGAAUGGUACGACAUGCUGGCUGCUUUGGAGGGGAACAGCACUGCCCAGUAUAUGUUGGGUUUCAUGUACGCCACGGGGAUUGGCGACGCGGUGGAGCGAGACCAGGCCAAGUCCCUGAUGUACCAUACCUUUGCGGCGGAGGGAGGCAACACCCGGUCGGAGAUGACGCUGGCGUAUCGCAACCAUGCCGGGAUCGGGACGUCGAGGAAUUGCGACCACGCGACUUACUACUACAAGAAGGUGGCGGACAAGGCGAUCGAGUAUUACCGGUCGGGACCCCCCGGUGGCCACGGUAUGAUCCGUGAGUCGUACCGCUGGGCGGAUGAGGAAGGAGGUGUCUAUGGCGAAGGGGCCAGCGUCUCCAGUGCAGGGCCGAAUGCAUUGCGCGACGCUGCACAGGCCGGGGCCGAUGCGAGCCUGGAGGAUGUCUUGGAAUUCUUCGAUCUGAUGUCCCGCAAGGGAAAUGUCGAAGCCACCUUUGGUCUGGCCAAGAUACACUAUGAAGGAGCCCGCACGAUGCCGCGGAACUUCCGCAAAGCCAUGAAGUAUUUCAAGCAAAUCACAAAACGGUACUGGAACAAGGACGGCUCCGUCAACCCAAACCAUCCUCAAAAUAUCGAGAAACUGGCUUCCAAGGCUGCCGGUCAUAUUGGUGUCAUGUACCUGCGCGGCGAAGGGGUGGAACAGAACUUUGCCACGGCCAUGACGUGGUUUAAACGCGGGCUGCGGAACGGCGAUGCCCUGUGCCAACACGAAAUCGGACUGAUGUACCUCCACGGAUACGGCGUCCCCCAGGAUGCAUACAAGGCCUCGUCCUACUUCAGGGCUGCUGCUGACCAAGGCUAUCCCGCGGCCGAGACUCGGCUGGGCGCUCUGUUCCUCGACCAGGGAGAUGUGGCGACAGCCACCCGGUACUUUGAGUUGGCUGCGCGAUUGGGCUGGAUGGAGGCAUUUUACUACCUUGCCGAGCUUUCGAACAACGGGAUCGGACGCGAGCGCCACUGUGGCAUCGCUGCAUCCUACUACAAGAUGGUCGCCGAGCGGGCGGAGAUGAUCCAUUCUUCUAUCAUCGAGGCAAACGAUGCAUACGAGCGGGGUGAUCGGGAGAGGGCCCUGAUCCCCGCCAUGAUGGCGGCCGAGCAAGGCUACGAACACGCCCAGGCGAACGUGGCGUACCUGUUGGAUGACCAGCGGUCGUUGCUGUCCCUAGACUCCCUCCUGCCCUGGGCCAGCGAACCGAAGCCCAGUCUGCUACGCAAUGCAGCCUUGGCGCUGAUCUACUGGACUCGCUCCUCGAAACAGGCCAACAUCGACUCGCUGGUCAAGAUGGGCGACUAUUACCUCGCCGGAAAUGGCGCUAUGGUGGACACUGAGAAGGCUUCCACCUGCUACCACACGGCCGCAGAGGCUCACCACAGCGCCCAGGCCUACUGGAAUCUGGGCUGGAUGCACGAAAAUGGCAUCGCUGUGGAGCAAGACUUCCACAUGGCAAAACGAUACUACGACCUGGCUUUGGCCACCAAUACCGAAGCGUAUCUCCCUGUGAAACUGAGCCUAAUCAAAUUGCGACUGCGGAGCUUCUGGAACACAAUCACCCAUGGGAAAGCCAACUCGAUUCAAGAAGAUGAAGAACCACGACCACGCCGGACUUUCAAGGAAUGGAUCAUCGCUUUCAUCGAAAACACCGAGGAAGAGGAAGCCAACUACCGUGCCCAGCUGGCGAGGCAGCGUGGGGACGAUGGUGACGAGGAAGGCUUGUUGGGCGCCGGGGAUAGUCACCAGGAUGGCUACUACGAUGAUCUGGAGCUCGACAUUGACGAAAGCCUACUGGAAGGCCUGAUCAUCGUCACCCUUGCGGCGACCCUCCUGGUACUGAUCUAUCUCAGACAGCAAAGAAACCGACCCGGUGCAAAUAACAACAACAACAACAAUAAUAACAAUGCUGGCGGCGUAGGGGCUGCGAACGCGAACCCCCCGGCGGCUGCAAAUGCUGCCAACGAUCGGGGAUUCUUUCCUCAGCCUGGCGAGCCGGAGUUUGCGCAAUGGGUGGCCGGUGGUGUCGGUCAUUGAGGUUCUGGUUCUUUUUUUUUUUUUU